Messenger RNA from Phodopus roborovskii (desert hamster), 1436 nucleotides. It is a transcript of the gene Alg1, whose product is annotated as ALG1 chitobiosyldiphosphodolichol beta-mannosyltransferase. Lineage: Eukaryota; Metazoa; Chordata; Mammalia; Rodentia; Cricetidae. Gene Ontology annotation, cellular component: endoplasmic reticulum. The coding region runs from base 16 to 1407 and encodes 463 amino acids. Gene Ontology annotation, molecular function: mannosyltransferase activity. The transcript has 13 exons. The record is from RefSeq and is a predicted model, not a curated record.
CGCCGGCGGGCCAAGAUGGCGGCCUCCUGCGUGGCGGUGCUGGCUUUGGUGCUGCUGCCCGUGCUGCUGCUGGGCGCGUGGAAGCGUGGGCGGCAGGCGGGAGCGGCUCCGCACGUGGUGGUCAUGGUGCUGGGCGACGUGGGCCGCAGCCCGCGCAUGCAGUACCACGCGCUGUCAUUGGCCCAGAGCGGCUUCUCGGUGACGCUGCUGGGGUUCUACAACUCCAAACCUCGAGACGAGCUCUUGCAGAAUGAUAGCAUUCAGAUUGUGAAGUUGACAGAGCUGCAGAGUCUGGGAGCUGGACCCCGAGUUCUCCAGUAUGGAAUCAAAGUUGUAUUUCAGGCAGUGUACUUGCUGUGGAAGUUGAUGUGCACAGACCCUGCAGCCUACAUCUUCCUCCAGAACCCACCAGGCCUGCCUGCCAUUGCUGUAUGCUGGUUUGUGGGCUGCAUUUGUGGGAGCAAACUGGUCAUCGACUGGCACAACUAUGGCUAUUCCAUCAUGGGCUUGGUACAUGGUCCCCGGCAUCCCAUUGUGCUGCUGGCUAAAUGGUAUGAGAAGUUCUUUGGGCGCCUGUCCCACCUGAACCUGUGUGUGACCAAUGCCAUGCAGGAGGACCUGGCAGAGAACUGGCAUAUCAGAGCUGUGACUGUCUACGACAAGCCAGCAUCUUUCUUUAAGGAGACACCCCUGAACCUGCAGCAUGAGCUCUUCAUGAAGCUGAGCCGCAUGUACUCCCCUUUCCAGAGCUGCUCAGAGCCCCUGGAUCCCAGCAUGGAGAGGUCGGCCUUCACUGAGAGGGACUGUCAGAGCGGGAUGGUGAAGAGUCUACAUGGGCGGCCAGCACUGCUUGUGAGCAGCACUAGCUGGACAGAGGACGAGGACUUCUCCAUCCUGCUGGGAGCAUUAGAAAAGUUUGAACAACUAACAUUAAGUGGAGACAACCUUCCUUCCCUAGUCUGUGUGAUAACAGGGAAGGGGCCUCUCAGGGAGCACUACCGCCAUCUCAUCAGCCAGAAGCAUUUCCAGCAUGUCCAGUUCUGUACCCCAUGGCUGGAGGCUGAGGACUACCCGCUGCUUCUAGGGUCAGCGGACCUGGGUGUCUGUCUACAUAUGUCCUCCAGUGGUCUGGACCUGCCCAUGAAGGUGGUGGACAUGUUUGGGUGCUGUUUGCCUGUGUGUGCCGUGAACUUCAAGUGUUUGCAUGAGCUUGUAAGACAUGGAGAGAACGGCCUGGUCUUCAAGGAUGCGGAGGAGCUGGCAGCACAGCUGCAGAUGCUUUUCUCAAAGUUUCCUGACCCUGCUGGAAAGCUAAACCAGUUCCGGAAGGAACUCCGGGAGUCGGAGCAACUGCGGUGGGACGAGAGCUGGCAGCAGACUGUACUCCCUUUAGUCACUCAGAAAUGACCUCCAAACCAGAGGCUAGGGCCCUACCC